This is a messenger RNA of Branchiostoma belcheri (Belcher's lancelet), 1941 nucleotides long. RefSeq lists its product as uncharacterized. Lineage: Eukaryota; Metazoa; Chordata; Leptocardii; Amphioxiformes; Branchiostomatidae. Gene Ontology annotation, cellular component: extrinsic component of plasma membrane. Gene Ontology annotation, biological process: lipid A biosynthetic process. The record is from RefSeq and is a predicted model, not a curated record. The coding region runs from base 287 to 1918 and encodes 543 amino acids. The transcript is spliced from 8 exons. Gene Ontology annotation, molecular function: UDP-2,3-diacylglucosamine hydrolase activity.
CGCAGCUGGGUCAUCGGUCACAAGGCGAGACCUUCCGAAUCUGUGGACUUCAGUCUGUCCCAGAUUUGAUAUUUUAGAUUCUAUCUGUGUGGGACUUACUACACUUACACGUGGGGACCUGAUCUCUUCCGUGGAUCACGGGCACAGAUGCCAAGUGGCGAAAUAUCGGCUAGGAUCGGGAGUUGGGAAAGACGUGCAAGCAGACUAUACAGGAACAAGCCUUAAGAAGACGUCAGAGCCACACCCAUAGACGAAAGUGAGGAGCGUACUCGUGACAGAUCAGGACAUGGCAAGUCAAGAAAACGGGGAAGACAACCCCUAUAUACAACUGAAGAGGCACCUACAGGCCCUGCGAAAGCAUGCCAUCUCCUCAUCUGACAACAUCGAACAGUUCGCACACCUGGACAUGUCAAAGCUCACAGAAGUGUCCCAUCCUGACUUCUCCUUAAGCGACCAUCUUACUGGAGAUGACCUUAGCAGCAGUGAAGGUCAAAGAGUGACCAGAGGGCACGGAGAGGAUGAACCUGGCAAAACAGGCGAAGACGCCUCGCCUAAAGAAGUUGGUGCGAAACUUGAAGAAAGGAGGCAGCAGCCCUCUAAAGAAGACACCGAGAAUCAAAGUGGUAACGAAGUAGUCAACGAUGGAAGUAAAGAGGCGGAAUUUGGAGACGAGUCCGAAGACAGACCGUGUCCCUACAAAGUCACUUGGCAGCGCAAAGUUGGGGAGACCAACCCACCACAGCCCUACCAACCACCAGCCGAAACCUUUGGGGAAGAAGUGGUCCAAGUUAAGAUCAGCGCAACGUCGGGAAAUAAGAGAGAAAUAUACGUCCUGAGCGACAUCCAUCUGGGAAGACCCCUUGCCGUCUGUCCCGGGCACAGUCAGCUGGAAGGCGCGCUGUCUCACAUCAUGGCGGCGGCGGCGGAAGGAAAGGUCCACUCCGUCAUUCUGCUGGGCGACAUCUUCGAGAUGUGGGUGCAGGCUGCGGCAGAGGCGGCGUGGACGGAGCGGGACCUCCUCGCGCACUGGGAGGCGGACGCCGUCUGCAGGGCCUUCACCCAGGCCGUGUGCAGAAUGGCGGAGGAGCACCGCGUGGACGUGUACUACGUCAGAGGUAACCACGACCACGAGAUCACGGCUGCGAUGGUUCAUCAUUUAUUCCGUAAAAAGGUUCGAUUCAUCCCAGGAAUUCUCCUGUACACCAUCAGUGCCGACCAUCAGGAGUACCGGAUCAGGUUCGAACACGGACACAUCUGGGAUCUGAUGAACUCAUACUCACAUGCGGACACAGAUUGCGGACUUGUGGGCGGGCGACCCUUUGCGUACUACGUGUGCAGGUUGGCUUCCUACAGAAUAAUCAACAGGCUGCUUGUGGGAGACGGCACGGACAAAACACUGCAGACAGCUAAGGCCCAGUUUCGCGCCCUGCUGAGGAGCGCAGGACCAGACAUCAUGAAACUCCUGUGCCUGUCCGACAUACGAGAGGACCUCCUGUCUCUGAUCAUCCAGCUGGCACUUGGCGGGAGUAUCCAUGGAAACGAGGUGGUCAGGAUGCAUGAUGGGACGUACGUGCCCGUGAGAAAGUUGCCGAAGUUCAACUUUAUGGAACGGUUAUGUGAACAGGAGGGUGUAGAGAAAGUGUUUCAGAUGUUCCUGGUGUAUCUGGAUGACUUCUCUCCCCUAAUUGAAUCCUGUGAGGAGGACCUGGUAGUUCUGGGACAUAACCACCACUGGGCAGUGGGGUCAGUCACUGGCAGCCAUGGGAGGGAUGUUCUGUUUGCUAACUCAGGAGCCUGGGUGGAUGCUGAGGAGGUUUCCUAUUUAAGGAUAGUUCCACCAACAAGUCAGGAGGAUGGCGUCAUAGAAGUUCUGCACUAUCCUGUUGCUAUGGCAACAGCUGAGGAGAACAGCCAAUAGGGAUGGACGCUCAAUACACGACA